Molecule: messenger RNA, 1917 nt
Organism: Ipomoea nil (Japanese morning glory)
Lineage: Eukaryota; Viridiplantae; Streptophyta; Magnoliopsida; Solanales; Convolvulaceae
Exons: 4
Coding region: 1-1917 (638 amino acids)
Source: RefSeq, a predicted model, not a curated record
AUGUACUAUGACUGUAGAUAUAUUUCACCCUCUGAGGCUGCGUGGAGGAUUUUUGCGUUUGACAUACAAUUUAGGAAUCCAUCUGUUGAGCGAUUGAGUUUCCAUCUUCCUAAUGAGCAUUCAAUAAUAUUUCAUGACGACGAUUUGGUCAAUGAUGUUGUAAAUCGACCGACAGUAGCUCAAAGCAUGUUUACUGCCUGGUUUGAGGCUAAUAAAAAGUACGCAGAAGGGAGACAGUUGACUUAUUCACAAAUGCCAACUAAAUUUGUUUGGAAGAAUGAUAAGAGAGAAUGGCAACCUAGGCAAAGGAAUUGGGCAAUUGGUCGAACCUUUUAUGUGCCACCAAAUACUGGUGAGAUCUUUUAUCUUAGAUGUUUACUUAAUAUAGUUCGUGGACCGACUUCAUUUGAUGAGAUUAAAAAAGUCGAUGGUGUUCAAUACAAUUCAUUUAGAGAUGCAUGUUAUGCCCGCGGAUUAAUCGAAGAUGAUAAAGAGUAUGUUGAUGCCAUCACUGAGGCAGCAACUUGGUCUUCAGCCCAUUUGCUACGGAAGUUGUUUGUUACACUUUUGACAUCCAAUUCAAUGUCCAAGCCAGAAAAUGUGUGGGAGAUGGUUUGGCAAUACUUACCAGAUGAUGCUCAAUAUAUUUCUAGAAGGAACCUCUCAAUCUCAGAUUUAAGUCUGAAUGAAUCUCAAAAAAAGAAUUAUGUGUUGCUUGAAUUGGAGAAGUUGUUGAAUGCUUGGAACAAAUCUCUAUCAGAUUAUCCACCUAUGCCAAUGCCAGAUGAAAACAAUGAUUGGUUAUUUGGUAACAGGUUGUUGUUCGAGGAGAUGUCAUAUGAUAGGGAAGAUCUAAUGCAUCAACAUAAUUCGUUGCAUCCGAAACUAACUGACGAACAGUUACUCAUAUACAAUAAGGUGAUGGCAGAUGUUGAAAAGAAUUUAAGAUUGCGAGGUGUUACUAAUGAAGACGAUGUUGAGAAGUUAGAUAGUUUUGCCAAGUGGAUUGCGGAUUUAGGUGAUGGUAAUCUUGGUGAAGACAAUGGUGUUGAUUGCAAUAUAAUGAUACCGUCUUCAAUUGUAUUAGAAAAUGAGGUUGAUCCUAUUAGACAAAUUGUUGAAAGCACAUUCCCUGAAUACCGUUCUGGGAACAUGGAUGACAGACAACUAGAGAAUAGAGCUAUUUUAGCUCCAACAUUAGAUGUUGUUGACGAGGUCAAUGAAUACAUGAAUGGUAUUAAUCAAGCUACAUCAAUGAAAUACUUGAGUUGUGAUUCUGUUUGCAAGGCGGAGACAAACUUUGAUAUGCAAUCUCAGGUACACACAACAGAAUUUUUAAAUAGUUUGAGGUGCUCAGGUGUACCAAACCACUCUUUAACGCUGAAAGUUGGAACUCCAGUUAUGCUGUUGAGAAAUAUAGAUCACUCACUGGGGUUGUGCAAUGGUACAAGGUUAAUAGUAACACAAUUGGGAAAUCAUGUUAUUGAGGCAAAAAUCAUAUCUGGCAAUAACGCAGGUACAAAGGUGUUGAUACCAAGGCUAUCUUUGACUCCUUCAGACCCAAGACUUCCAUUCAAGUUUCAAAGAAAGCAGUUCCCACUUAUGUUAUCAUAUGCAAUGACAAUCAACAAAAGUCAAGGUCAAACGCUUUCACAUGUUGGUUUGUUACUGAAAAAACCUGUUUUUAAUCAUGGCCAAUUAUAUGUGGCAAUUUCUCGGGUCAAUAAUCCGAAUGGUCUUAAGCACUUCGGCCUUGCCGUUGGUUUCUUCACCUGCCUCAGAUCAAAUCUGGAACUACUCGUCGUUCCUGACUUCGUCGGCGGCGGCGGCGGCGGCGGAGGGUUUUCCUCAUCGAAACUGAAUCGACAAAUGGAGGAUUACAAAAUGCGGGUUUGGGAGGCGAAAUCAAAGAUGUAG